AUGCGUGCUCCUGAGUGUGCAGUCUGUGGGAUGCGUGCUCCUGAGUGUGCAGUCUGUGGGAUGCGUGCUCCUGAGUGUGCAGUCUGUGGGAUGCGUGCUCCUGAGUGUGCAGUCUGUGGGAUGCGUGCUCCUGAGUGUGCAGUCUGUGGGAUGCGUGCUCCUGAGUGUGCAGUCUGUGGGAUGCGUGCUCCUGAGUGUGCAGUCUGUGGGAUGCGUGCUCCUGAGUGUGCAGUCUGUGGGAUGCGUGCUCCUGAGUGUGCAGUCUGUGGGAUGCGUGCUCCUGAGUGUGCAGUCUGUGGGAUGCGUGCUCCUGAGUGUGCAGUCUGUGGGAUGCGUGCUCCUGAGUGUGCAGUCUGUGGGAUGCGUGCUCCUGAGUGUGCAGUCUGUGGGAUGCGUGCUCCUGAGUGUGCAGUCUGUGGGAUGCGUGCUCCUGAGUGUGCAGUCUGUGGGAUGCGUGCUCCUGAGUGUGCAGUCUGUGGGAUGCGUGCUCCUGAGUGUGCAGUCUGUGGGAUGCGUGCUCCUGAGUGUGCAGUCUGUGGGAUGCGUGCUCCUGAGUGUGCAGUCUGUGGGAUGCGUGCUCCUGAGUGUGCAGUCUGUGGGAUGCGUGCUCCUGAGUGUGCAGUCUGUGGGAUGCGUGCUCCUGAGUGUGCAGUCUGUGGGAUGCGUGCUCCUGAGUGUGCAGUCUGUGGGAUGCGUGCUCCUGAGUGUGCAGUCUGUGGGAUGCGUGCUCCUGAGUGUGCAGUCUGUGGGAUGCGUGCUCCUGAGUGUGCAGUCUGUGGGAUGCGUGCUCCUGAGUGUGCAGUCUGUGGGAUGCGUGCUCCUGAGUGUGCAGUCUGUGGGAUGCGUGCUCCUGAGUGUGCAGUCUGUGGGAUGCGUGCUCCUGAGUGUGCAGUCUGUGGGAUGCGUGCUCCUGAGUGUGCAGUCUGUGGGAUGCGUGCUCCUGAGUAUACUGUCUGUGAGAUGCGUGCUCCUGAGUAUACUGUCUGUGAGAUGCGUGCUCCUGAGUAUACUGUCUGA
Molecule: messenger RNA, 1017 nt
Organism: Protopterus annectens (West African lungfish)
Lineage: Eukaryota; Metazoa; Chordata; Ceratodontiformes; Protopteridae
Product: keratin-associated protein 5-1-like
Exons: 1
Coding region: 1-1017 (338 amino acids)
Source: RefSeq, a predicted model, not a curated record